AUGGCGGCACAGUCACUAGUCACUAACCUCCAUAGAUGUACUGCACUGGAUCCAAGGUUCAAGUCCCUGUCUCACCUAGACCCUGCCCUACACCGGAGGACAUACAGUGAUCUCACCACUGAGAUUGUGGCCACCGAAGAGGGUCAAGCCACAGAGCCGACAGGAGCAGACUCCGAGGCAUCUCCGCCACAAAAUCAUUUGGCCAUGAAGGAGCGUUUCGGGGGGAACUUUGUGAGCAAGGACACGGGCAAGACGUUUGCCAACACCAUCAAAGAGGAGGUGGCAUCCUACAAGGCAGCAAGCAGCAUUCCAGUGGGCGGUGAGCCACUGGCAUGGUGGAAAAACAACGAGUGUAAAUACCCUCACAUUGCCAUGAUGGCAAGAUGCUACCUGGCUGUGCCUGGCACUUCAGACCCUAGCGAGAGGGUGUUCUCCACAGCAGGGGACAUAGUGACUGCAAAGAGGUCGACCCUCUCCCCAGACAAUGUAGGCAUCCUCAUCUUUUUGAAAAUGAAUUUGAAGUUAUAAGCUCAGGUCUGCUUUGCUUUCUGAUGUGGACACAGGCACAUUUUUUCAUACACUAUUGUUCAACGGAAGAAGGUAUCAUGCCUCAUAUUGCACUUUAAUUAAACAAUUGAGUAUUGAAUAUUUAAGAUUUUAUUUCAACGUUGAAAGGUUCCUUGCUCUAAGUAAUACAUGUAAAGCAAAGUUAGAUUUGUCUCCUCUUUGUUUUGUUGCUGAUCCGAAUACUAAUCCCAUCCGUGACUCAAAACCGCGAUCCGAAUACCGAUCCCAUCCGUGACUCAAAACCGCGAUCCGAAUACCGAUCCCAUCCGCGACUCAAAACCGCGAUCCGAAUACCGAUCCCAUCCGCGACUCAAAACCGCGAUCCGAAUACCGAUCCCAUCCGCGACUCAAAACCGCGAUCCGAAUACCGAUCCCAUCCGCGACUCAAAACCGCGAUCCGAAUACCGAUCCCAUCCGCGACUCAAAACCGCGAUCCGAAUACCGAUCCCAUCCGCGACUCAAAACCGCGAUCCGAACCGGGAGUUGUGUAAUCUGCUGCACCACUAACUCCAAAUCAAGUUGUAGAAACAGCUCAAGGAUGUUCAACGGAA
Molecule: messenger RNA, 1118 nt
Organism: Oncorhynchus keta (chum salmon)
Lineage: Eukaryota; Metazoa; Chordata; Actinopteri; Salmoniformes; Salmonidae
Exons: 2
Coding region: 1-528 (175 amino acids)
Molecular function (GO): protein dimerization activity
Source: RefSeq, a predicted model, not a curated record